AUGGGUUCACUGUACCGUUCCGAGCAGAUGCGCUUCUGCCAAAUGAUCGUUCAGAAGGACGCGGCAUUUGCUUGCGUAGCCGAACUCGGCAAACAGCCCUAUGUGCAAUUCAAGGAUUUAAAUGAAAGUACCAAUCAGUUUCAACGGAUGUUUGUCCGAGAUAUCAGGCGGUUUGAUGAAUUAGAGCGAAAACUGAGGUUUAUUGACAGUCAAAUUAAAAAAGAUGGUAUUGUGUUAACAGAAUUAGCUGAUGAAGGAAAUUAUGAAGUGAUGCCACCGCAUGAGCUAAAUCAGCUCGAGACGACUCUAAUCGACUUAGAAAGAGAUUUGCUGAACAUGAAUGAAAGUGAGCUGUUGUUACGUAAAAACUAUUUGGAACUCAAAGAGUGGGAAGCGAUUCUUGAAAAGGCUGAUCAAUUUUUUCAAGGAGGAAUAAAUGACGUUGCAAUGCAAGAAAUCCAAACUGUGGAAGAGGAAGAUUUUCCGUUUUCUUUACGUUCUGAAAAAGAACCAAUGACUUUUCUAACUGGAGUCAUCAAUCGUGAUCGUGUGAAUGCUUUCGAACGAGUUAUUUGGAGAGCUUGUAGAAGAACAGCAUUUGUGAGGACAGCUGAGAUCAGUGAACCUUUGUUCGAUCCCGACGCGGGUGAAAAUCAGAACAAAUCCGUUUUUGUCGUGUUUUGCAAAGGUGAACGACUGAAAAACAUUAUCGAAAAGGUUUGCGAAGGGUUUAAAGCAAAAUUGUACAAUACGUGUCCAAGAAAUAGUAAGGAUCGGCAUGCAGCCUCUAGAGAUGUACGAGCACGCAUUUCUGAUCUACAAACUGUCAUGGGUCAAACUCAGGAACACCGUUACAAGGUUCUGAAAGCUGCAGCAGGCAAUAUGCGAGAAUGGCAGAAGCAGGUUCGUCUUCAAAAAGCCGUAUACCAUACUCUAAACCUGUUCACUUUCGACAGCAUUGGCAAAUUCUUCGUCGCAGAGUGUUGGGUUCCACUUUCAGACUUAGAAAAUGUGCGACAAGCUUUGGAAAGAGCAGUGGAGAUUAAUGGUAGUACGGUAAAACCGGUUUUAAAUUUACUGGAAACUUCUGAGGAACCGCCAACUUAUAACAAGGUAAACAAGUUUACAGAGGUUUUUCAAGGGAUCGUCGAUUCAUAUGGGAUUGCUUCAUACCUCGAAGUUAAUCCAGCACCGUUCACAAUUAUAUCGUUCCCGUUUAUAUUUGCUUGUAUGUUUGGCGACUUUGGACACGGUUUAAUCAUGUUUCUUGGUGCGCUGUUGUUUGUGCUUAAAGAGGAAUAUUUUAUCAAAAAAAAGAUAAAGGAUGAGAUAUUUAACACGUUCUUUGGUGGUCGUUACAUCAUUCUGCUGAUGGGUUUGUUUUCGAUGCAUGCGGGCAUAUUGUAUAACGAUGCUUUCGCUAAGUCAUUCAACAUUUUUGGAUCGUCUUGGAGAAAUAUUUAUAGUGCUCAUCAGUUGGAAAGUUGGGAGAACCAGUCGGUGAUUCAGCAUAAAGAAGUACUGGGAGAUUUGAUACCAGAACGAGCUUUUUUAAAUGACCGCGGACCAUACUUCUUCGGGAUGGAUCCAAUUUGGAAUUUAGGCGAAAACAAGCUUAACUUCCUUAACUCGUUGAAGAUGAAACUUUCAGUAAUUGUAGGCAUAGCCCAGAUGACUUUUGGGGUUAUGCUCUCGUUAAUGAAUUACACUUUCUUCAAAUCGAAAAUUGAGAUUCUUACCGUAUUCAUCCCUCAAAUGCUUUUUAUGCUUUGCAUCUUCAUCUACCUUUGUUUGGAAAUUAUUAUCAAAUGGAUCUUCUUCUCAGCAAACAAGGGUUUCAUUUUUGGGCAAUUUUACCCUGGCUCCCACUGUGCCCCCUCACUUCUGAUUGGACUUAUUAAUAUGUUCAUGUUCAAAGAGCGCACUCCUGGAUUCGUGAACACAACACGCGUUUUAAGUCAAAAUGCGACGAAUGCGCAAUAUCAGGAGCUGCCAAACUGCUAUUUGAAUCAGUGGUAUCCGGGGCAGUCAGUAGUUGAAGCGGUGCUAGUUAUUAUUGCUGUACUAUGUAUACCGGUGAUGCUUUUUGGUAAGCCCAUUUUUACACUGAUGCAGCAGAAAAAGGCGAAGACUCAGGAUCUCGAUAAACUGAUUGUACGUGUCAACAUGGAAAUUGAAGAAACAGAAAUCUUAGCCAGUCAAAGUAGCACGAAUGGAAGCAUUGGCAAGGGUCAGGGUAAAUCAUUUGAAAAACCGCUCAACGAACAGACGACAUCAGAAAAUAGAGAGCCUGAAGAGCAUGAGAGCUUCGGAGAUAUAAUGGUGCAUCAAGCCAUCCACACCAUAGAAUAUGUAUUAGGUUGUGUCUCGCAUACAGCUUCUUACCUUCGAUUGUGGGCGCUGUCUUUGGCUCAUGCGCAAUUGUCUGAAGUGCUUUGGAGCAUGGUUUUGGAGCAGUCUUUCCAACUUUCUGGUGUAGCAGGCUACAUAGCGCUUUAUGUAAUAUUUAUCUUUUUCGCUGUCUUAACAAUUUCAAUCUUAGUCCUCAUGGAAGGACUGUCUGCAUUCUUGCAUGCCAUCCGUUUACACUGGGUGGAAUUCCAAUCAAAAUUUUACCUCGGACUUGGGUAUCAGUUUGUGCCAUUCUUCUUCAAAGACGUCCUUCUUAAAGCUAGCGCCUCGGACAUGUAA
Enterobius vermicularis (human pinworm) is the source of this 2691-nucleotide messenger RNA. The record is from the annotation of a GenBank genome assembly. NCBI's taxonomy places the organism in Eukaryota, Metazoa, Nematoda, Chromadorea, Rhabditida, Oxyuridae.